This is a messenger RNA of Delphinapterus leucas (beluga whale), 3034 nucleotides long. RefSeq names its product zinc finger protein 672 (gene ZNF672). The record is from RefSeq and is a predicted model, not a curated record. Gene Ontology annotation, molecular function: RNA polymerase II cis-regulatory region sequence-specific DNA binding; DNA-binding transcription factor activity, RNA polymerase II-specific. NCBI's taxonomy places the organism in Eukaryota, Metazoa, Chordata, Mammalia, Artiodactyla, Monodontidae. Gene Ontology annotation, biological process: regulation of DNA-templated transcription.
CCAACCCAGGAGAGCAGGGCUGGAGCGUGACCCCCAAUCCCGAGGCGCCUCCCAGCUCCCCCUACUCGGCGGCCCCGCGCUCCGCCAGCUCCUUCCCUCCCUUCCCCGCCCCAGUCCCGCAGUGCGGCAGGCUGGGGUCGGCGAGCCAGCUGAGUGGGAGCCGCGCGGUGUCCGAGGAUCCAGUCGGCGACCGAUUUCUUCCCAAGCAUAGACCCUUUCCUUCCAGGGCAAGCUCCAGCAUGGGGUGAGGUACAGAAGAGAUACUUGAAGGAUACACCCUGGCACUCAAGCACAAAACCCGCACCCUUGACCAGGGUCUCUUAUUCCAUGUCUGUGAUGGGGCAAAAUGGGCACAGCACAUCCUGCUCCAGAGGCACAGGGAGAGAACAUGCUAUAUUCACCACUCCUUCCCGAGAAGGAGGGGAACAGAAGCUUCAGAGCCCACCCCUGCAGGGCUCACGGUACAUGGUAAAGCUAGCUGCAGCCCACCUCUGAAACAGCCACAGCACCUGCUGUGAGAGAAGGAACCCCAGAAUCCGCGGACCAGUUUUCCGGGCCUCCCUCUCUUCCCUCUGCUACCGUUCCCUUUCUAGGCCUUAAGAAAACUGAAAAUAACUCUCAGCUGGAGGAGGUGGACUCCAGAGUGUGAGUGGCACGCUGCACCCUGAGGGCGCCCGGCCUGGCCCUCAUCAUGCUCGCUGCUGCCUCAGAGGCAGCAGCCGGCAGGCCUUAUGGGUGCAGUGAGUGUGGAAAGAGCUUCCGCUACAGUUCGGUGCUGCUGCGGCAUGAGCGCGCCCAUGGUGGUGACAGCCGCUUCCGCUGUCUAGAGUGCGGCGAGCGCUGCGCACAGGCCGCAGACCUCCGUGCGCACCGACGCGCUCAUGCGGGCCAGACGCUCUAUAUCUGCAAUGAGUGUGGCCAGAGCUUCCAUCACAGCGGCCGCCUUGACCUACACCAGAGCGCGCACAGGCGGCGCAGCCGCUCCUGCCGCUGCCGAGCUUGCGGCCGCUGCUUCCCACACCUCCCGGCUCUGCUGCUGCACAGGCGCCACUGGCACCCUCCUGAGCGGCCCCGCCGCUGUCCGCUGUGCCCUCGUGCCUUCCGCCAGAGCGCACUGCGCUUCCACCAGGCACGGGCACACCCGUGGGGGACACCGGCCGUGCCUGCUGACACGCUCCAUCGCUGCACUCAGUGCCCGCGGGUCUUCCGCAGCGGUGCGGGACUUCGGAGCCAUUUGCGUGUCCACGCGGCCAGGAGCCCUGGUGACUCCACACUUCGGCAGCCAGGCACUUCGGACGCACACCAAUGUAGUAUGUGUGGCAAGAGCUUUGGCAAGAGCUCCACACUAACGCGACACCUGCAGACGCACUCGGGUGAGAAACCUUUCAAAUGCCCAGAGUGUGGCAAGGGCUUCUUGGAGAGCGCCACCCUGGUGCGCCAUCAGCGCACGCACACGGGCGAGAAGCCCUACACCUGCAGCGACUGCGGGCGCCGCUUCAGUGAGAGCUCCACGCUGCUGCGCCAUCGGCGCAGCCACCAGGGAGAGCGGCCACACGCAUGCGCCACGUGUGGCAAGGGCUUCGGGCAGCGCUCCGACCUUGUGGUGCACCAGCGCAUCCACACAGGCGAGAGGCCCUUCCCCUGUACCGAGUGUGGCCGCUGCUUCAGCGACCGCUCGGACCUCACAAAGCACAGGCGCACACACACAGGCGAGAAGCCCUACCGCUGUGAGUUGUGCGGCAAGCACUUCACGUGCGUGUCCAACCUCAACGUGCACCGGCGCAACCAUGCUGGCCACAAGCCCCACAAGUGCCCUGAGUGUGGCAAAGCCUUCAGUGUGGGCUCCAAGCUGGCACUGCAUCGCAAAACGCACCUGGGCGAGCGGCCGGCGGAAUGUGCAGAGUGUGGCAAGUGUUUCAGCCACAGCCGCUCUCUGUCGCAGCACCAGCGGGCCCACACACGUGCUCGCGCCGCCGCAGCUACAGCUGCCGCUGCCACUGAGGCCAAGGCGGGCACUGCCCUCAUCUUUGCUGGGCAAGCAGGACAGGAAAAGCCAGGGCUUUUUGUGUCUCAGUUGAGAAAGACUUGCUGAGAGUCUUCUCCAGAGUGGGCUAGAUAAGCACUUUUAUAGUGCCAUAGGGAUGGGUGGGACAACUCGCAGAUGGAGUUCUGUGGAAAGACAGCGUGACAUAUUACCUUUCUCCAUCUCUGUUGGUAACACUUCACCUGGCCUCUCGCUGCACCCCUACACCUGCUUCCCCUAUCAGCUCUUUGCCUGUUCUCUGUCCGUCCUUCUCCCCCUCUGAGGUGUAGGUGCAGGGGGAACCUCCCAGACCCCACACGUGGGAGAGCGCCCAAGUAUUGGUGUGUCCCAUCCCUGCUGCUGUGCUCUCAGGUGUUUCCUGUUUUCCCAUCAGCAUCCUGUCUUCUCUUGUCCCAUCUCCUUUUCCCAUCUCCUUUUUCCAGCCUGAGUGUCCUCUACCUCUUCUUUCUAGAUACUUUUGGUGUACUGCCUCUUCAGGUAAUGACCACAGAUGUGGCUGGAGUCACAUCCCACAGGCCCUGUGGUUUUCUUGCCUUUCACUUGACUGUUAGUCUCUCUGCUGCUUUCUCCCUCAGCUUCUGAGAGAUGGGAAAUUUGCAGAGAGGUAGUGGGAAAGCUCACUUCACUGAAAGAUAUCUUCACGCCAGAAGCACCCAGAGAAGUGCUUUACACCAUGUAAAGGUGGGCAGGAGCUCUCAGCGUGGCUGCCCACCUGUCCCAUGGGACAGACCUGUUGGUGUACAGAUCAAGGUGCCUCUCAGGACAGUGUUCUCCAGGUGGGGGACAUCAACCCUGGGACCUGAGUCAAGACCACAUGGGUCCACAAAGCUGGGCACUGCCAAGUGCAGUAAGAACACUAUACACAAAUUAAGCUUGCAGCCAUGAGGAAACUGAGCUCCACAGAGGCCACAGUGCAGGGAUGAAAAUUCCCUGUAAUUGGCCAGCGAUUUUUUUGCUUGCAGGUGGUGAAAUAAAGAAUUAUUUGAGUUC